CACAAUUGUUCGCUAAUCAUUUGCCGAGAAAACAUAUUUGGGUUAGCAUGGAAGACCUACAUAUUGAAAUUGUUGACAAAAAUGUUAAGAAGCUAUAUGGAAAAACUGCGUUCAUUACAGGCGGAGCGCAAGGUAUCGGUCGAGAAAUUGCUCUUAGACUGGCGAGGGAUGGUGCGAAUGUUGUAAUUGCGGCAAAAACCGAUAAACCACAGAUUCAUACGACCGUUUAUGAUGUUGAAUUUGCUGGAGGAAGAGGUCUUGCUGUUGUAAUGGACAUACGUCAUGAGGAUCAAGUGAUACGUGCUGUAAAUAUGGCAGUGAAGAAAUUUGGAGGAAUCGAUAUAUUAGUCAAUAACGCUUCGGCAAUUUCAUUAACGGAUACUCAAGACUCAGAUAUGAAGGAUUACGAUUUAAUUAAUGAUGUCAACGCACGGGGAACGUUCCUUGUAACAAAAACUUGCCUUCCAUAUCUGAAAAAGAGCGCUAGCCCCCAUGUACUUUGUAUUGCACCACCUAUAAAUUUAAAAACAGGUUGGUUCAUUGGGCGAGUCGGAUAUGCCAUAGCUAAGUAUGGUAUGUCAAUGUGUGUGAUUGGAAUGGCAGAGGAGUUCCGCGGUUACCGUAUUUCAGUGAAUGCGCUGUGGCCGCGUUUCGUUAUCGAAAAUGACCAAGGUGCAGCGAACAUUGCGAAACAAGUGUGUCGUAAGGCUACCAUAAUGGGAGACGCCGCCUACGCCAUAUUUACAAGGGAACCCAGACCGAUCGGUGAAUUUUUCCUUGACGAUCAAGCGUUAACACAAACCGGCGUAACAAACCUAGAAAGCUAUUGCGUAGAUCCAAGUUACGUCAACAUGUUGGUACUUAACGCGUUUGUAGACGACAGUGGCACAAUCGUGCAAAAAAUCGUUCAAAAGGCAACCCUCGACGUCGAUAAAUCCCAAACGACUGUGCAAAUGGGUAAAAUUAUAGAAAAAUUUGAAUCCUUGUUCGACGAAGACUUGGUGAAGAAGACAAAGCGAAUCUUUCAGAUUGAAAUUACCGGCGAUGAUCCACAAAAAGCAUACAUUGAUCUGAAAAAUGGCAAAGGCGCAUUUAGAGUGGGCGAAUCGCCAGAGAAGGCAGACAUUCAUCUAUCAAUGGCACCAGAUAUCUUCCAUAAUUCGUUCGUAUUAGGCAUUAAACCAUCAUUCGCCUACAUGAACGGUUUCCUCAAGGUACAGGGCGACAAAACUGCUCUACGAUUGCUAGAUAAUGUGGUUCGUAAGUCUGUCGCAAAAUUAUGAGUGCGUAUUCUCAGUUCCCACCAAAUUCGCACAUUACUGCGAUAAUAUCUGAGAGGUUUAUAAUUUUUAUAAUGUAUUAGGUGGCAUGUUCCGUAAUAAAGUACUGCAACACAUUAUAUCUAA
Messenger RNA from Photinus pyralis (common eastern firefly), 1406 nucleotides. Its product is annotated as hydroxysteroid dehydrogenase-like protein 2. Lineage: Eukaryota; Metazoa; Arthropoda; Insecta; Coleoptera; Lampyridae. The transcript is spliced from 5 exons. Bases 48 to 1283 code for a protein of 411 amino acids. The record is from RefSeq and is a predicted model, not a curated record.